CAAUGAAGUUGUUAGUGUCUAUUUCCGUUCUCCUGCUAGCUGUGCAAUCCUUAAACGCACAAGACUGCCUUAGUAGAGAUUUUAAUAAUGGUGGAACAGUAUGCGUUUGCAACACCGACCAUUGUGACACUUUUAAACCAAUUGAAAAAGUAGAGGAAUCAAAAUUUAUUAAAGUUACUUCAAACCAGGCAGGUUUAAGAUUUCAAAAAGAGGUAGGCGAAUUCAGAAAACAAAAUUUAACAGCUGAAAAUGUUAUUGAGAUUGGAACAGAAAAAUACCAAGAGAUUCUCGGUUUCGGUGGAUCUUUUACAGAUUCUACGGGUAUUAAUAUUAAAUCACUUAGUGAAGAUUUGGGAAAUAAAAUAAUAAGUGCAUAUUUUUCUGAUGAUGGGCUUGAAUAUAGCGUGGGUAGAGUUCCUAUUGGGGGAACCGAUUUUUCAUUGAAAGGUUAUUCCUAUUGUGAUACUCCUAAUGAUAAACCUGAUCCUGAUUUGGAAAACUUUAAACUUCAACCUGAAGAUUUCGAAUACAAGAUUUCAAUGAUCAGCAAAGCAUUAAAAAUCAGAAACAACAAACUUAAUUUAUUCGCUUCUGCUUGGAUAGCACCUAGCUGGAUGAAGACCAUUCCUGGAUUUAAUUCCAGAGGUUCUUACAUUAAGGACGAUAUGUACCAAGUAUGGGCGAAUUAUUUUGUGAAAUUUUUGGAUGAGUACAAUCACAACAAUAUUUCGUUUUGGGGAAUAACCACUGCUAAUGAACCAGUAACAGCUUUCCUUAACACUAAAAUACCAUCUGUAGCGUGGAAUGCUCGUGGAAUGGGUAAAUGGAUAAAAGAACAUUUAGGUCCUACAUUGAGAAAUUCAGCUCAUUCAAAUAUUAAUCUUAUAAUUAAUGAUGAUCAGAUUACCCGGGUUCCUGAUCUAACUGAUAUGCUAUUGUCAAAUGAAAAAGUUAGCAACUAUGUUAAUGGUAUUGGUACUCAUUGGUAUUUGGAAACAAUUGCUAGUACAGGCGUUAUUUUUGAUACUGCACAUGAUCUUUAUCCCAAUAAAUUUAUCAUCUCAACAGAAGCCUGUAACGGAUUUUUGACAAAUGAUGUCAUUUUGGGUAGCUGGAACAGAGGAGAAUUGUAUGCCGAAAGUAUUUUCCGAGACCUCAAUCACUGGGUGAUCGGUUGGGUCGACUGGAAUAUGGCUCUAAAUCUUCAAGGAGGACCAACGUAUAUAGACAAUUUCGUCGAUGCUCCUAUUAUAGUUAACGCUACAGCUGGAGAAUUUUAUAAACAACCGAUGUAUUAUGUUCUUGGACAUUUUUCCAAAUUUAUUCCUAAAGGAUCUAUCAGAAUAAAGUCUACUGUUAUUGAUGAAGUAGUUUCGAUUGCUGUUAGUAGACCAGAUGGUGCUACAGCUGUUGUAAUUUUAAACAAAAAUGACAAAGAUGUAACCGUGACAGUAAGAGAUGAAAGAAGGGGUGAUAUCAGUGUUAAUUUGACAGCCAAUUCGUUAACAUCUAUUGUAUACUGGUAGUAAAUUGAGUUUAAAAGACAAAUAAGAAAAUAACUGUCAUGUGUUAAAUCACUUGAGAAUUGUAUGUAAUAAUUUACCAUCAAACCUUACGUACUCAGACCUCAGAAACAUUUUAUUAGGUGAUCUUAAAGAUCAUAAUAUUUCUUGAAAUCAAUGUAAAUGCAAUAGAUUUUCUGAAAUUUUAUCGAUAAAUUCUAUACGUCAAAAUCCUUGUUGUCCUAUUGAUAUGUGUUUUAAAAUUAAGCAUACUAUAGUUUUUCAUAUAAUACAAACUCAACAGUUUUGGCUCACAAUUUAUUAUAACUAUGGACAGACAAUUAUCUUUUUUUUAUCCCUCCUCUUAAAAAUCCAAUCAUGUCGUGCAACAAGUCCAACCUUGUUCUUUGUUGACAUUUACUGCUGCCACUACGUCAACGUGCGAUCAAGAAUCUACUGAAAUAUUUUGUUACGCAGGCCAACGCGUUGAGGAAGCAUUUCACGAACUCAUCAAGAUUCUUCUAUUUAGAAUUGGAUUUUUUGUACGACAGUACUUACUUGUAAGAAGAUAAUAUGCUGUAAGGUAUACGGUAUCGGCACUGUAGCCAUUGCUUGUCACCAGUUAUGCAUGCGGUAUCGGCACUGUAG
This is a messenger RNA of Psylliodes chrysocephalus, 2150 nucleotides long. The record is from the annotation of a GenBank genome assembly. NCBI's taxonomy places the organism in Eukaryota, Metazoa, Arthropoda, Insecta, Coleoptera, Chrysomelidae.